Molecule: messenger RNA, 2185 nt
Organism: Periophthalmus magnuspinnatus
Lineage: Eukaryota; Metazoa; Chordata; Actinopteri; Gobiiformes; Gobiidae
Gene: ube2z
Product: ubiquitin-conjugating enzyme E2Z
Exons: 7
Coding region: 417-1604 (395 amino acids)
Biological process (GO): negative regulation of apoptotic process
Cellular component (GO): nucleus
Molecular function (GO): cysteine-type endopeptidase inhibitor activity; ubiquitin conjugating enzyme activity
Source: RefSeq, a predicted model, not a curated record
CUCUCCUCACUGCGGGCGCUUGAUCGGUGGAGCUCGGGCUGAAGUUGCGUUGUGUUGUCGCUCCGUCUCGCCUUUGAUUCGGAAGUAAAACCGUGACAGCUCUUACGGACCCCCUUGCACCGUGCCCCGGGACUCUGAGUGAACCCUACCCCGCCGGGACAUGCCCGUUUCACCGCCGAGCUGCUACUUUCCGAGGCCCGGGCCAGACUGUUGAGCUAACCGCAAACGGCUACCAUGUCGCGGGGAGAAAUUCCGUGUUGUGCGGCCUCGCCUCAGCUUGUGGCGUCUACGCACUGAAUUUUUUUGGGGGACGACUACCGAGGCUACAAUCCCCCUCCACCCGGGCUGUCCAUGCGCUAACCGUCCCCGGAGAACCACAGCGUACACCGAGCCCUGCCUGCCGCUAGCCCAGAGUCAUGGCGGACAGCUUCGGAGAGGAGUCCAGCGGUGGUGCCCUUGGUUUAGGCGUCACCGGACAGGGCAACGGGGCCCCUGUGCUGCCCGCUCUCACCAGCUCCGGACAUUUACUGGCCCCCGGCGGCGGCGCUCCCUCCGGCUCCGGGCCCGUGUCCUCCGCACACAGUGGUCUGACCGCGGUGGUGACUCCUCUGGCGGCUGUCACUGGUGCGCUUAGCCCCGGGUCGUCUCCUCCGGUAGUGGCCGUGUCGCCCGUCGUUCACGCCUCGUCGCCGCUCGCCGGGGUCGGGCUGGGGGUCGGUGGUGUGGCAGGGGUCGCUGGGGCCGGUCUCCUGUCCCAGAUCCACGCCACUUCCUGGGACCCGACCAUGAGUACGGACUGGGACAACGAGAAGGCGUCCCAGCAGUGCAUACUCAGGAUAAAGAGGGAUAUCAUGUCCAUCUACAAGGAGCCUCCUCCAGGCAUGUUCGUGGUCCCUGAUCCUCAAGAUAUGACCAAGAUCCACGCUCUGAUUACGGGUCCGUUUGACACCCCGUACGAGGGCGGCUUCUUCCUCUUCCUGUUCCGCUGCCCCCCGGACUACCCCAUCCACCCGCCCCGCGUCAAGCUCAUCACUACGGGACACAACACGGUGCGCUUCAACCCCAACUUCUACAGGAAUGGGAAAGUCUGCCUCAGCAUCUUGGGCACAUGGACCGGUCCAGCCUGGAGUCCUGCUCAGAGCAUCUCCUCUGUCCUCAUCUCUAUCCAGUCCCUGAUGACCGAGAACCCUUACCACAACGAGCCCGGGUUUGAGCAGGAGCGCCACCCAGGGGACAGUAAGAACUACAACGAAUGUAUCAGGCAUGAGACGAUGAGAGUGGCUGUUUGCGACAUGCUGGAGGGGAAGGUGCCGUGUCCCGAUGCCCUCUGGAGUGUGAUGGAAAAGUCCUUCCUGGAGUACUACGACUUCUACGAGAGCGUGUGCAAAGAGCGGCUGCACCUACAGGGACAGAACAUGCAGGACCCGUUCGGGGAGAAGAGGGGCCGUUUCGACUACCAGGGCCUGCUGUCACGCCUGGGGGUCACCCACCGCCGCGUCCGGGACAAGAUGUUAUCAGAAGAGGUGCCUAAUGACGACGACUCAGACUCUGACAGCACGUCCAGCGGCACGGACCCCGACAGUCAGGGCAGUACCCAGCCCUGAGCCAGGGCCGCACCUGCCCUAGGGCCCCAGAGACGGGGCCAGGCCUGACACCCACAUGCCCAGAGACAUGAAUACAGGAACCUGCCUGGGACAUGGUGCUGGGUGUACUUGUGUUUUUGUGUGGCAAACCAGCUGUCCUUCGAUGUUCAGACAAGACUGCACUGCAAAAACUGAAUUCUACAGGAGUUAAAAUGAUGUGAAUUCACAAUAAUUUUCUUAAUUUGAGAAGUUUUUACAUUUUUUAUUUAGUUAUGAUUUCUAGACUUUUUAAUUACUUUCAACUUACUGGUUUCAACAUAUUUUAUUUUUUUGUUUCUAGCUAAAUAUCUGUCUAUAUGUAAAGAUUUUUUUUGACAGAUUUUUUUCUUGAAACUACAAAAAAAUAAGUUAAAAUCCGUAAUUAAUAAAUUGAAAAUAGCAAUAGGCUAGUAGUAGUUUAUUUGAUCAUUAAAGUUUGGCAAGAAAAUGUAAUUAGAAUUGGCCAAAGUAAAAAGUUACGUUAAAAUUAUAUAAAAAUUAACUAUUUAAAAAAGGUUUUAAAAAUUACUUAAAUUAAGAACAUUUUGAAUUCAAGUCUUUUU